UUUGACACUAUUUCUCGGGAUGAGGACCUAUAUGUUAGGCCAUAACUAGCCUGCACUUUGAAAUCUAUUUCAGUUUGAAUUUUGAAAGUGAGUGUGGCGUACCGUGUACGUAUCUGCAGAAAGUGAAUGAAUGGUAAUGGGGGAAGAAGGGUGCAAGGUAUGUGUUACAGGAGGCAGUGGUUACAUUGGUUCCUGGCUCAUCAAGAAGCUACUGGCCAAGGGCUACACAGUUCAUGCAACUCUCAGAGACUUGAAGAAUGAGUCAAAGGUUGGCCUCUUAAAGAGCCUUCCACAAUCAGAAGGAAAACUGGUGCUGUUUGAAGCUGAUAUUUACAACCCAAAUGAUUUUGACCUUGCAAUUGAAGGCUGCAAGUUUGUGUUUCAUGUUGCUACUCCCAUGAUCCAUGAACCUGGCUCCCAGCAGUACAAGGAUACUAGUGAAGCGGCAGUUGCUGGAACAAAAAGCAUUUUCCUGUCUUGUGUGAGAGCAGGGACGGUGAAGCGUCUCAUCUACACCGCGUCUGUUGUUUCUGCUUCUCCAUUGAAAGAAGAUGGGAGCGGUUUCAAAGAUGCAAUGGAUGAAAAUUGCUGGACCCCUCUCAAUGAUUCCUUGGCAUAUAUAUACCGUGACGAUCCUUUUCUUAAGGGCUAUACUUAUUCAAAGACACUGUCGGAGAGACAUGUGCUGAGCUACGGGAACGAAGAAAAUGGUGGAGGAAUGGAGGUGGUAACACUCACUUGUGGACUAGUGGGAGGUGACACCCUUCUAUCUUCUACACCCGCUAGCGGAGUAGUUUGUAUCGCUCAGAUCAUGCAGAAUGAAAGGGCGUACAUAUCACUCAAGUUCCUAAAGGAAUUGUUGGGGAAAAUUCCUCUUGUACACGUUGAUGAUGUCUGUGAAGCUCAUAUUUUCUGCAUGGAAAGCACCUCGAUCAGUGGAAGAUUCUUGUGUGCAAGUUCAUAUAUUUCAUUAGAAGAGAUGGCUAAUCAUUACGCUCUUCAUUAUCCAGAAUUCAAUGUGAAACAAGAAUAUGAAGAUGGGCUGAAGAAGGAUAUCAAGUGGGCCUCAACAAAGCUGUGUGACAAAGGCUUUGUAUACAAAUAUGACGCCAAGAUGCUAUUGGAUGAUUGUAUCAAAUGUGCAAGAAGGAUGGGUGAUAUCUAGUCUCCAUCUACACCCUUGAUUGCUAUAUCUGCUUGGAAGUUCUUAUGAAGAGAAAAAUUCAGGAAUGUUGAAAGGGAAAUCCGUGUCAAAAUCCCCCUUAUCAAGUAAGAUAUCCAAAUCCAGGAUUGGGGAGUUGGUGACUGAAGUUGGGGCUGAAACUAUCUCAGUGAUAUCAGAUUCUGAGGUUUGUAUGUUUCGGCAUAAUAGUCCAGUGCUGUCCAAGUCGUAUGCUGACAAACAGAAAGGGUUUGAUUCUGAAGUCGCUGGUGAUAUGAAUACAGGAGAAAAGCUUUCCAUGAAAUGGUUUUCAAUCAUGGUGUCGGGUAACAUGUUAUCCUCAUUUUCUGAUCCAAUUGAUGAAGAAGAAAAGGAAAACCAUGGGAAGAUAUCCUCCUUGGUUUCCAAUUCCUCUGUUUUGACUUUAAGCUCUGUUUCAAAGGUGAAAAUCCCCUCAGGGUUCUGUUGUUGUGUUUUCUCUAGAAGUGGUUGAUUCUUUUGGAAUUGAUUUUCCCCCAAACCUAUCUUUAUGUUUGAUGAGAAUGCCUUGUUUAAAUGCUUAGCUUGCGUGCAUGUAUGUCUUCCUCUGUAGGUCACCUCAAUUGUUGUUGGGUCUUCAUCUGACCUUUGAACUU
Molecule: messenger RNA, 1797 nt
Organism: Glycine soja
Lineage: Eukaryota; Viridiplantae; Streptophyta; Magnoliopsida; Fabales; Fabaceae
Product: putative anthocyanidin reductase
Exons: 6
Coding region: 131-1165 (344 amino acids)
Molecular function (GO): oxidoreductase activity, acting on the CH-OH group of donors, NAD or NADP as acceptor
Source: RefSeq, a predicted model, not a curated record